Molecule: messenger RNA, 3138 nt
Organism: Talpa occidentalis (Iberian mole)
Lineage: Eukaryota; Metazoa; Chordata; Mammalia; Eulipotyphla; Talpidae
Gene: MMACHC
Product: metabolism of cobalamin associated C
Exons: 4
Coding region: 173-1018 (281 amino acids)
Biological process (GO): cobalamin metabolic process
Cellular component (GO): cytoplasm
Molecular function (GO): FAD binding; demethylase activity; cyanocobalamin reductase (cyanide-eliminating) (NADP+) activity
Source: RefSeq, a predicted model, not a curated record
UCUGAGGACGGAGUGAACUACGCACCCCAGAAUGCAACACGGGGAGUCAACAAGGUCCCGGGGCCGGUUUCAUCAGUUCUUGGGAAAUGGAGUCCAACAUACCUCGAAACAUAACGCCCCAGGGUAUCCUUGAGACUCCAUUCCCCAGCAAGCUCAGCGCGUAGCGCUCAUUAUGGAGCCGCAAGUCGCCGAGCUGAAGCUGAAGAUUGAGAACACGUUGUGCCCCUUUGGCUUCGAGGUUUACCCCUUCCAGGUGGCAAGGUACAAUGCACUUCUACCUCCAGCUUUCCACCUGCCCCUGCCAGGACCUACCUUGGCUUUCCUGGUACUCAGCACACCUGCCAUGUUUGAGCGGGCCUUCAAGCCCUUCCUGCAGAGCUGCCACCUCCGACCUCUGACUGAUCCUGUGGACCAGUGUGUGGCCUACCACUUGGGACGAGUUAGAGAGAGCCUCCCAGAGCUACAGAUGGAAGUCAUUGCUGACUAUGAAGUACACCCCAACCGGCGCCCCAAGAUUCUGGCCCAGACAGCAGCCCAUGUGGCAGGAGCUGCGUACUACUACCAACGACGGGAUGUGGAGGCUGACCCCUGGGGGACCCAGCACAUAUCAGGUGUUUGUGUACACCCCCGAUUUGGGGGCUGGUUUGCCAUCCGGGGGGUGGUGCUGCUGCCAGGAAUACAGGUGCCAGAUCUGCCACCCACAGAGCCCCUCGACUGUGUACCCAAAAGAGCUGACAGAAUCACCCUGCUUGAAGGUUUCAAUUUCCAUUGGCAAGACUGGACUUACCGGGAUGUUGUGACACCCCAGGAGCGCUACUCUGAAGAGCAGAAGGCCUACUUUUCCACUCCACCUGCCCAGCGUUUGGCCUUACUAGGUUUGGCUCAGCCCGCUGAACCAUGCUCUGCAUCCCCUGAACUUCCUUUUACCACAUUCACACACAAGAAGCCUCAGAAUCCCAGCAGAGCUGGGAGCUGGCUCAACCCCAAGGACUCACCACUGCCAUCGACCAGUCCUUGAUACUCUCCUUCCCUAUGGAAACCCUAUUUAUGACAGAGGUACUAGGACUUAUUUAGCUUGCACAUACCUAGGGUUUAGUUUGGGUAUAAGAUGACUAUUUUUGAUAAAAUAUAGUAGAGAUCACCAAUGAAGGCUCAAGAGUAGUUUGGUCAAGAAAUCUAAAGCCAAGGGCAAAUCUAAAAUUCACACCUGCUUCAGAAUAUCGCACAACCAUUUUCUCUAGUGUUCCAAGAUGCUACUUAUUAACAGGCCUCAGGGGAAACCACCUUAUACAGUUGCCGUAGAAUGAGUAAAUAUAUGUAAAGAGCACUUCUGAAAUUGUUCCAAUAGCCUCUGCCUGCAAUUAUUGAAGGCCUUGGGAAUCCUGUGCUGCUACUUGUAGCUUUGAAUAGUGGAGAUUAUGGGAAAGUUGGGGUAGCUAAGUUGUCUGGAAGGGCACCACAUACUGUUCUGAAUUUUGCCCUAGGCCCCUUAACAGUCCAGGAAGGGGGCCUCCCUGGUGGCGCAGCGGGUUGAAUGCAGACUGUGAAGCUGUCCGCAGCCUCAGCAGUGGGGGUUCAAUCCCGGCCGGCCAGCAAGAAUCCCACAUGGUGCAGCAGACCUCUCCUGUAGUGCCCGCUGCUCCCCUUAGCAAUGUUUCAGUCAGUCUGCCUGUUCUGUUCCCCACUGUCUCUGAUGAAUCCUCUCACCCUCCCAUGCCUCUGGCCUAUACCCCAGCUCUUGUAUAAAAAUAAAUCUUUAAAAAAAAAAAGAGUCCAAGAAGAACCCGCCUUGUCCCCACUGACAACCUUCCUCAGAACAGUAUGAAUGAUGGCUAAAAUAAGAACUACCCGCAAAUCAAAGCUGAAACACAUGGAAAGUUGACACACAUCAUCAGUCCUGUCUAGCACCACCCAAGCCCCUAUCUUUCAGUCCCAGAAGUACAGAAAUCUGUAAUUCUGGUCUUUCACAGGGGCAGUGUUGGCAUUUAUCAGAAACGUCAAACUUCUGCUUCUCCUGCAGCCCUCCCAGUACUGAAAGGUAAAUGGUCCAAGUUGCAUCUCUGGGGCCUUUACCUGCAAUGCAAUCCAGCUAAUAGCAUAACUUGCAUUGCCUUCAUCAAUACUACAGAUCUUGCUCUUCUCUCCCAGAUGAAAUGAAAUAAAAUGUUAACAUCUUGGCAUACAUGUCCCCCUCAAUAUGGUAUCCUGAUUGAAACAGCACUUCUCAUUCGUUCCCUUUAAAAUUAAAUGCUAAUAAUGCCCAUUAAUAGGAAAAAUCAACCAAGUCUCAGUUUAAGUUUAAUAAAACUACAAAAGAUCAAAAGUGAUGACUCUACUAUACACAUAAGUUGGCCUACCCCACAGCACAACUAAGGCCAAUCUCUCCAAGGGAAGAAAGGCAGGCCCUCCCAACCCCUGUAGGAAAGACCUGUCCCAUCCCAUACCAUAUCUGAGCUGAGUCUAAGGUGUGUUUUAAGCAUGACAAUAACAGGAAGUUUGGUUCUUAGGACUGCUCACUGCAGCCUGGCCCUAAAAAUGGUCCAGGGCUCACUUCUGUUUAGAGAAAUAUUCUUUGCUCUUCUGGACAUCAGGCUUGAUGGUAUCACUACCAGGUUUCCAGCCGGCUGGACACACUGAAAAAGGAAGGUAUCAUUAAUUAAAUUCUUUCAAUAUAAUGGGGGCAGGGGGAUGGGACACGGGGGACAGACAGACUUCAUGACCUUAGACAAAUAUAUUCUUAAAUGAUACCAGAAGCACAAGGAAUAAAACUUGUACAUCAAGAAAGGGUAUCAAGAAAAUGAAGAUUCACAGAAUGAGAAAGUAUUUAUAUAUUGUUUCUAAGGUAUACCAAAAUCUAAAGAACCCCCACAGUUCAACAAGAUAAACCAAUUAAAAAAAUGGGCAAAGGCUGGCGGCCUCCCUGAUGGCGCAAGGGGUUAAGUACCGCACUAUGAAGCAAUCUGCAGCCCUUGCAGCACAAUUUCAAUCUCCGGAGGGCCAGGGAGCAACCCACAUGGUGCAGACCUCUCCUGUCUCGCCUGCUGCUCCCUCAGCAGUGUAUUUAAGUCUGCCUGUUCUGUUCUCCACUCUGUCUCUGGUGAAUCCUCACCCCCAUAUCUCUGGCCUGUACCCCAGCUC